GCCUAACACCCCUACACUCGUCCUUAUAAAUCUGCACAACUAUUGUCUAUACUCGGUGUUUUUCCUACAAGUUUGAACCCACAACUCUACUUUCUCUUCUUUACUCUAUCCCCAAAAUAUUCUCACUUCCUUCCAACCCUCCAACGUUAACUCUUCCACCUUACUUUCCCAUCUACACUUUUCCUCUUACAAACAAUUAAAUCCACCUUAUUUUACCUUUUCCCUUCCUAUUACAUCCCUCCACGUGUACCCCUUUUCUAUAUAUUCUAAUCUCAUCUCUCUUCCACACCAACCAAUUCCUCGUCUUCCCCUCCUCUUUUCUCUCUCCUCCUCGCACAAUCACACUGUUUCCAAAAACAAAAAUAUGGGAUGAAUCAUCAAUAAUCCCUUUCUAUUUCGAAUGAUCUCACUCAUUUUUAUUUGAUCCUUGAUUUUAUUAUUUGUCGUGAACGGACACCUGCAAAACAACGAAUAUUCCGUAACUCUUUGAUCAGCCGAGCAAUGGCGGCGAUAACCAUACCGAUAAGGAAACCGAUCCAAUACCUAACAUACUACCUAUCCGAACAUCCGUCAGUCGUCAACUUCCGAUGGAGCCCCUCGCAAUCAUGGGGGUCAACAUGGUCAUUCCUCUUCACCUCAAUCUCUCUCUACCUCAUUCUCUCUCUCUUCCUUCACCUUCUCCUUUGCCUCCUCUUCCCUCGCCGUAAACCCAUCUCUCUCGGCCCGAUACCCGCCUUCCAUUCUCUCUCAAUGGCCUUAAUCUCCUUCACCAUCUUCUCCGGCAUCUUCCUCUCCGCCGCCGCCGAGAUCCGCGACACACGGUGGUUCUGGCGCCGGAGUAAAACCCCCUUUCAAUGGCUCCUUUGCUUUCCCCUCGGAACCCGACCUUCGGGCCGGGUUUUCUUCUGGUCCUACGUCUUCUACCUCUCUCGCUUCCUCGACCUCUUCCGCACCUUUCUCUCUCUCCUCCGCCGUCGCAAACUUCCGACGCACCACCUCCUCAACCACUCCAUUCUAAUAUUCUCCUCGUUCUUGUGGCUCGAGUUUUCGCAAUCGUUUCAGGUCUUAGCGAUCAUUUCUACCACCCUUGUCUCGUCGAUUGUUUAUGGAUAUCGAUUUUGGACUGCGAUUGGAUUGCCUAGUGCUUGCUUUCCCUUUGUUUUGAAUUGCCAGAUUGCUCUUCUUGGGUGUAAUUUGAUCUGUCAUAUCGGUGUUCUACUAAUGCAUCUUUUGAAAGGUGGGUGUAAUGGGAUUGGUGCUUGGGGGUUUAAUUCGGUCUUAAACACCGCGAUUUUAUCCCUUUUCUUGAAUUUUUAUGUCAAGAGAUACCUCAAUAAGAGCAAGAUUACGGAUAAUGGUGGCGACGGCGGCAGCAGCGACGGCGGCAUUGAGUCGGAAAAGCUUAAGGAUCAAUAAUAAUAAUAAUGGUGGGUGCAUUAUAUAUUAUUACCUUGUGUUUUAUGUAUAUAAAAAAGUUUGUAGUAUGAUUGAGGUAGAUAUGUUUCAUAUAUACAAGUAUAAAAUAGUACGAGUUUUUUAUUUUUAGUGUUGUGAAUAUUGUAAGUUUAGAAUUUAGAGGUUGAAUAGAAUAUUUUCUCUUUAAUUUUAUUUGGCCUUCUAAAUUCAUUGAGAGAGAUUAGUGUUGGUUUGCUUUUUUAAUCAUAAUUUUAUUAUGAUUUGAGAAUUUGUGUAAUGAUGUAUAGGAAAUUUAAUAAUUUAUGUACAACUUCGGAUUGGAAGGUUCAUACCUUAUCAAUAAACUUCAAGAAAUGUAAUGUGAUAUUUCCGGAA
Molecule: messenger RNA, 1791 nt
Organism: Chenopodium quinoa (quinoa)
Lineage: Eukaryota; Viridiplantae; Streptophyta; Magnoliopsida; Caryophyllales; Amaranthaceae
Product: elongation of fatty acids protein 3-like
Exons: 1
Coding region: 502-1416 (304 amino acids)
Biological process (GO): fatty acid elongation, monounsaturated fatty acid; fatty acid elongation, saturated fatty acid; sphingolipid biosynthetic process
Cellular component (GO): endoplasmic reticulum membrane
Molecular function (GO): fatty acid elongase activity
Source: RefSeq, a predicted model, not a curated record